Molecule: messenger RNA, 2790 nt
Organism: Blepharisma stoltei
Lineage: Eukaryota; Ciliophora; Heterotrichea; Heterotrichida; Blepharismidae
Source: the annotation of a GenBank genome assembly
AUGUUAGGCUCGCUUGAGGCGGUAAAAGAUUUUUUUCUCAAAAACCGUAAAAUAGUCAGUUGAUGGCACCAAAAAGCAAAGGAAGAAACUCUGAAAUAUGCAAAAAUCUCCGAAUUCAAAGAAGAAAAAUACUUAGAAGAAAAUAUUCGAUUGAUGAUUGAAGAUAAUGAUGCUGGCAGCAUCUCAGAAUUUUUUAGAGUAAUAGACUGUUUAUCUUACAAUAAAAAAGAUAUACUAGACUUUGAGGAUUUGGAGGAACUUCUAAAGUCAGGAUAUGAACUGUCAAUUCUGUCUCUGCUAAUAAAAUCUCCAAUCGAAAAUCUCGAAGAAAGGUUUACGAAUCAUAUUUUUAGGCUUUUAGAAUCAAACGAAAUUUAUGACUGAAUGGCAAGGUCUGAUCCUAACAUAAGUGAAAGCUUAAAAGUAAAAGAAAAAAUCGUAAGCUUUGCAACUUAUUUCUCUUUCAUUAUAAAAUAUUCGAAAGAAAAAUCAAACCUCAUCAGAGAGUUAGGUGAAUGAAAUUUAAUCAAAACGUCAGAACUUUUGAUGAACUGUGCAAAAGAUACAAAUGAGUGUGUAGAUGAGUUUUUUUUCUUUAGUUGCGAUGUUUUAAAAUUAUAUAAUAUAGAGUUCAAUUUUCUGCAAGAGUGAGAAUUAAAUAUCCUGAUUGACAAUAUUUGCUCAUGGCACACAUUUUCAAAUGCUUUAAAUUUAGCUAGCCAUAUCAAAAUUAAACAAAGCACUAUCCAAAAAUUGUGCCAAAUAAUCUAUGACUCUUUUUAUUGUUGCUGAAAUGCUGUAUUAGACUUUUAUACAUCUGGAGAAGAAGUUCUAAAAAUAUCACAUAAUUAUCUGAGAUCCAGAUAUAUAUCCUUUAAAAAUGAAAGAAGCAUUGAUAUGAUGAAAAAAAAUUUAGAAGCAUUGCUAAUUUAUACUACAAAUAUUAAUAAAGUUGCAAGUACACUUUUUGAUGAGAUAGAACUGGAAGAAUUCAUUAGUGAAGAAGGAGUUUUGGAUUGCUUUAUUAAGCGCGUCGACAAUAUAAUUAAUGCUCAGUUAACAAUUCAAUAUCCCUCAAUUAGCCUGCUAAACGCUUAUUUCGAAACUCUCCCGAGUAUAAAAGACAAGAGUUUAAAGAGGGCUAUGAGUGAUAUACCAAGGUUAGCUUUAUACUUCUACCUCAAAAAAAUGCUGCAAGAUACAAAAAUUAGAAAUAUAAUGAAAUAUUUAAAGUCAUUUAUUUCUCAGUUUGAAGUGACAGAGAUUUUGGAAAAAGAUAAAAUUUUGAAAUUUUUCAAAGCCACCUUUUCAUUUAUGCCUGAAAUUCAAAGAGAUUUUAACUGUUAUUUAAAUGAAGAUCUUAUCUAUAGAUGGCGUCAAAAAAAGCGUUCCAUUAAGCAAGAAGCUAAAUCAAGUCUUUCUAAUCAAAAUCUACGACAUCAGAAACUAUUAAUAGCAAAUGCUAUUGGAUUGGCUGAAGACAUUAUGGACAUACAAAUUAAUAGCACAGUUCAAUUUAAUUAUCUUGCUGUCAACGAAUUUGAAGAAUUUAUAGAUACAUAUAUUUCUAUAAUAAGGGAUAAAGAUGUCAAAAAGUUGUUUUUAUUUUAUAAAGAAAUCAGUACAUACCUCGAAGAUUUUAACUUCAACAAAAUUAGUUAUGAGGACAGCAAAAGCAGAGUAACAAUAGCUAAAUAUUUUAUAUGCCUAAUCAAAAACGCUUUGACUGAGGUUUUUAAAGAGUAUGCAAAUAAAUUAAAAGAAAAGCUGCAAGACUCAGAAGAUAAAGUAAUAGAUUCCAUUGAAUCUGAAACUUUAGAAACAAAAAAUUCUUUGGUUAUUAGAGAUAUUUCCUUCGAAGAAGAAAGCAGCGAAGAGGAAAAUUUUAUCUGGAUGAUUAAAAGAGCUUUGGUAGGGGAUCAGCAAAUUAUUGGUGAUCCGUUUUGGAACAGUUUUUUAAUAAGCAGAGAAGAUCAAAAAGACAAGCUAGAAGAAUUUAGGAGUUCAUUCCUUCAUAAAAUGGUGUUUAGCGAUGGUGAUGAAAACUUUAUUUUAAGGCAAUAUCUUGCAUCUCAUCUGACAAGACUUUUUAACGGAACUUUAAAUAAAGGAAAUACAGAAUUUUUUACUGAAGCGAUGCAAGUAACUAUUAAAUUGUUUUUUAACCGCUCAGAAACAUUGGAUAAAACUCAAAAAGAAGAACUCCGAAAAAUUAUAAUUUCUCCGCCAGUUUAUGGAGCUUUUAAGUAUGAGAAAAUUUGGAAUGAAAAUAUUAGUGAUUUAGUAGAAAGAGCAUAUUUUGCAGAUAUUCCAAGGAAUUUUAGCGGCAUUACAGUGUUUGGUGGAACUAUUUUACUACAGCAAAGUCUGUCAGAGAUAGAUGAUUUUAAGUCUUGUGCUAGAAAAAUAACGUUUAUUCACGAAGCUGCACAUGCAAUGAGAAAAUAUAACGAGGGAUCUUAUAAUCCAGAAAAGAAAACUCCAAAAUCAGCAGCAAAAGACCUUGUUAGUGGAAUGCCUGGAAACACAUAUUUUCAAGAUGAUUUUAAAGAACAUGAAAAAAAUGAAGGUGGGAAAAUAAUUGAGAAUGCUAUUUUUGGUGCCUAUUUUACGAAAAUAAAUAAAUUGCAAAUUGACUAUAUAAAUGAUUUGGAAAAUUGAGAACAGGAUUCAGAAAGUUUUAAAUCCUGUAUUGGAGCAAAAGGAAGGGAAAACUCAAAAUCUUAUGAAUUAGCUCGUGGAAAUCAUUACUUUUCAGGAAUGAGAAAUGAUAACUGUGGGAAUUAUUAA